Moneuplotes crassus is the source of this 1617-nucleotide messenger RNA. The record is from the annotation of a GenBank genome assembly. Lineage: Eukaryota; Ciliophora; Spirotrichea; Euplotida; Euplotidae.
AUGGAAAAAUUUGAAGAAGAAAAGAAGGAAGAGCAAACAGAUACCACUUCAGCAGCAACAAAGACUUCUCAGGACGAAGAACAGUUUAUGAUUAAUUAUUUCAUGAAAUCAGAUCAUGAAAUCUAUAUCAAAGGCUCGCUAGCUGAACAGCAGUAUUGGUUUAGCCCAGAGAAAUAUCUCAGUGCUGAUACUCGCAAAGACUCCUUGAUAAUCUUGAAGAAAAUUAUAGCAGAGUGGGUGACACAAUGUCUUCCAAAUCACAAGAAUCUGACACAUAAGCUACUUAUUUUUGGAUCUGAGUCAAUCAAUGGCUAUCUCCAAGAUUCGGACAUAGAUAUUUUGUGUUGUACAUUACCAGAGAUUCAUCUGAAAUCUCACUUCUUAAUAGGGCUUACUAAAGUAUUGAAAUAGCCACCCAACUGUAAGCUUUAUCGAGACUCUUGAGGAUAUCAGAAUCCCAAUCAUAAAGGCAAUAGUCCAUGGGACAAAAUUUGACAUUUCUCACUGAAACUUGGAAGACAUCAAUUCCCUCUCUAACAUCAAAGAGCUAGCUAAAGUCAAGCUGGGAGGGAUCAUUGCCAACAAUCAGAUCUUGGAGGAAGUUCCGAAUCCAAGACUUUUCAGCAAAGUUCUCAGACUAAUUAAGUAUUGGGCAAAAAGGAAAGGAAUCUACUCCUUUGUCUUAGGGUAUUUCAAUGGGACUGUUCUCAGUCAGAUUUUGUUUAAGCUCUGUUGCAAGUAUCCAGACCUUGAACCUCUUGACAUUGUUCAGGAAUUCUUUGAAAUCAAGAUCUCAGAAGACCCGAGAAUACAAAAAUAUACAAAAAUUUGUCCAAUUACGCAGAAAAUUAUCUCUAAAUAUUUCACUCAAGGAAGAGAUCUUAUGAGAAAACUUCAAAAGAAACUUAAAUCUGAUGCUCUGUUCGAGUUUGAGAGAGAAGCAAUGAUAAGAGCUACGUUGACCACUCUAAUCAGACCCUUGCCUACAGUGAUGCCUUACGAGAACUUUGUCCAGAUCAAUAUUUAUACUCAAGACCUUCAGAGCGAAGGGUCAGCCUCAGGCAAAGCUCUCACUCAAGAGCAUUUAAGAGUGGUAGGCUUUGUCAAGUCAAGAAUUACUCUCUUGCUUAUGCUAUUCAAAAGAAUGAAUCAUUCAUUAAAGAAGAAAGGCUAUCAAUACUAUAUUCAUCCUGAUGAUAGGGUUCACCUCAAUUUACAAGAGAAGAAGUAUACAAGAGGGAAAGUGAUAGCAAAAACUCAGAGAGAUUCUGAGCUGAAAUCUACACUUCUUUUUGGUGUUUAUUCCGAUCCCGAAUGCCGUGACGCAGAUAAAUAUUUAGCUGCACCUACAAGAAAACUUAUGAAAUGUUCUAUUGGUAACAUCUUGCAAGAUUUCAAGAAGCAAUUAAAAUAGAAUUCUUAAAAGAGAUUUUAAGGUUGAUAAAUCUUCAUUUGCAAACAUGUCUAUGUCUCAAGCCCUUGCACAUCAAUUUAAAUUCAGCUUGAUUACUCACAGCAAAGUGUCAGCUCUACUGAAUAUUAAGCCUCAGCCCUUAUUCCCAAGAUCCAGCUUUCAGUUAGAGAAAGAAUAAAUAAAUUCAAAUUAUUCAACAAGCA